Molecule: messenger RNA, 996 nt
Organism: Batrachochytrium dendrobatidis JAM81
Lineage: Eukaryota; Fungi; Chytridiomycota; Chytridiomycetes; Rhizophydiales
Exons: 3
Coding region: 1-996 (331 amino acids)
Source: RefSeq, a predicted model, not a curated record
AUGGAGCAUUCAAAUAAACACCAGAAUACACUGGUCAUGCAACCCAUCAAUCAGCAUGCAUUGUUAUCAAGCCAUCAACAUCUGAACCAACAAGGCUCUGAUCUACAGAACGAUGUCUAUUCUGUAGAAUACCAAAUGCAUGAUGGACAGACUUCUACCCAUCAAUUAAAUAGCAUUCAUCAACCAUACCAUGAACAGCGUCCAGUAUACUUGGGUGGACUAUUCUUGGCAGCAAAUCUAGUGACGCUACUAUUCACUAUAAUCCCAGUUGUCAUCAAUUUUCCUAGUAUUACUUCAGACAAUCCUGGAUGGUAUGCUGGCGACGACAUCAUUCGACUAUUGGAACCCAUCAUUUCUAUGCCGCUGCAGUUCUUUAUUCUCUUGGAGAGUGCCAUCUUCAUCAAGCAUCUUGAUAAAAACAAUAGAAUCGCGAUUAUUGUUUUUAUGAUUGCUGCUGCAGUAUACCAACAAGGUGCAGGGUUUCAUUCAGCUGCUGUCAUGUUCAAGCAUUCAGUUCAAACAGCAAUAGAAGAUCCAGCAGCUACUCCUAUUCUCCCCCUUUUAACCGAUAUCAAAAGUUGGAUCCGUGAUCUUUGGGAGCAUACUAUUGCUCACUACAUGUACGCCAUUGGUGGAAUCAUUAUUUCUUUUGUGAAUGCAUACGUAUUUCGUAAUUACACUGUACCACUCUCGACUCGAAUCACUAAAAAAUACCGAUUGGUAUGGAUCUUGAACAGUAUAGUGUAUGGGUUAAUUGUGGGAUCUGUUGCAAUUCAGUUUCCUAAAGGACCAAUUGUGGCAUUGUGCUUGGUUUUAAUUUAUGGAUAUUUAAUUUUGGGUACUUAUACUUAUCGUCAUAAACGGUUGAGUCUUUCAACAUUGGGUGAAUUUCCUGUACUGCAAUCAUAUCUUGCUUCGUACACAUUGGCCCUGGUUAUCAUCAUUAUUUGGGUAGCCAAAAUGCAUGGGUUUGUUGGUCGUAAUGAACUAAAAUGA